This is a messenger RNA of Caenorhabditis remanei, 789 nucleotides long. RefSeq lists its product as uncharacterized. NCBI's taxonomy places the organism in Eukaryota, Metazoa, Nematoda, Chromadorea, Rhabditida, Rhabditidae. The coding region runs from base 1 to 789 and encodes 262 amino acids. The record is from RefSeq and is a predicted model, not a curated record. The transcript has 5 exons.
AUGUCGUCGUCAAACUCUUCUUCUUCACAACCAAAACGUCUUGGAAGAAGAGUUUUCCCGAAUCAACAAUCAGAUCAAAUUAGACGAUCACAGCAGUUUUUGCAUUAUGUACCACCACCAGAACCUCCGGUCGAUUAUACUAUUCGAGUCCCUCAAGAAAAAGACUACAAAGUCAUUGGUGACGUGUUUCAACGUCCCUCAUCAGUAGACUAUUCGAAAGAAGAAGCACAUUUGACAUCAUCAUCUAAAGGAACUCCUCGAUUAGGAGGACGUCGCAAUACUGUUGAGGAAGUACUUGAUGAGUUGGAUACUGUACUUUUUGAAGCAUCAAUUCCAUUUGAUGAAUUGAAAAAGAAAGUGGAAAGAUUCAAUUUGACUUUCAAGCCAUAUGCACCUGAAAUUACAGUUGAUGAUCUUCCAGAAAUACCAUAUACUACAGACAUCAAAAGAAUUCCAAAACUCGAUGCAAAACCAACAAAAGAGACUAUUCAAGAAGAGAGAAAUCGACUGGAAAUUGAGAGAACUUAUAAAAAAACGCUAGAAAAGAUUGAAGCAGCGAAACAACACUUUUCCUCCCAAUACUUCAAAGAUCAAUUCGAAAGAGAAGGAAUUCCUCAUUGGAAACGAAAUCUUCUUGCCGAGAAGAAAUCGAAAGAGACUAUUCGUAGAAUUGAACAUGAUGCAUGGCUGGAAUUUGAGAGAGUCAAACAGAGAUUGUCUGCAAAACCAAAAGUGAAAAGAUCGUCAAGUGUUCAAUUAAGAGGACCAAGAACUAAGUCUGAAUCUUAA